AUUGGCAAUUGCCUAAGACUAAGGAGUAUAUACAUUAUCUAAUGGUGUUGGUGGUUUGGGUUUAAUAUUUCAAACUAAUUAUACACAACUGACUUAUACAGGUUCUAUUAAACUACGUUUGGAACUCAUAUAAUACCUAAUUUGCGUUUAGUGCAUCGAUGCUGGUAACACAUGUACACCUCUCAAAAUAUUAGUUCAUCUGGAGAAAGUUACAAAUUAGACCCCCUUCUACAUUGUGGGCAGGUGGAAAUUUUUUUGAUUGAUUAAGGGCCUUCAGCCAUCUUUGUCUGCGUUUGCAUUUACUCUCGUCAUUCUCCUGCCAUUAAAAUGUUAGGUUGAGUUUCUUACCACUUACAACCAGAUUGUUCAAAUAGUUGUUAUUUGUGAUUUUGAUAAUCCAAUUUAAUUAUCAUUUUAAGCAAGGGGAAGUGGUGGUGAAUGAGUUUGAACUUCCUUCAAUACAAGACCUGGCUGGAUAAACUCUCCUUCCCUUUUGCUUUUUCUCACCAUUAGCCCUUGUUUUUCUGAUACAUGCUGCUCGAUUUCUCUAAUUCUCCUCAGGAAGAACUACGAAGCAGUAUUAUAUCAAUGGUGCAGCAAUCGGCUGCACUUAAUCGCCCCGGUGUUGAAACUUUGAAACCGCGGCAGCUUUCUGAUGCUAUACACCAAGAGAUUGGGGACAAAGUGAUGAGCCAAAUUUCCGAUGGUGUCUGGAAUGUUAUCAGAUCUGCUGAUGGCAUGAAAAACGAGAUAACAGAAACCGUACAAUCAGUUUACGACAAAUUAUCAAAUCCUAGUUUGAAAGACAACGGUGAAUCAUCCUCUCACAGAGAUUCACAUUCAGCUCGAAACGAACGUGAGAAUCAUGGUGAGGUUGCUGAAGCUAUUGGAAAAAAUGGCGUCUUAUCAGAUGGAGAGCCAAACGAGCCACCGGGAUUUGGUUCGACUGAUGUCAACCAGAGAAAUAUGAACAGCCAAAAGAACCAACCAGACAAUAACAGUUUGUCUGCCUCAGAAAAACACAAUGGAGACAGUUUGCACGUGGAGAAUUUGUCAGAGGCUGAGAAUAUGGACUGUGAUGCCCCGCCUGGUUUUCCUUCUAUAAUCAAGCAUGAGACCUCAGGAGAUGCCGGUGAUGAAGAUCCUGAUGUGCCACCUGGAUUUGGUUGACCAGGUCAAAGUUUUGGGGUUGUGGGGCUUCAUCAUACUUUAAAAUUAUAGGACAAGUAGUUAAUUGACUCGGUGACUGGGUAAUUUUUGAAGCUAGAUGCUUGGAAAGUCAUGAUAAUUAGAUCGGUUUCUUUAUCUACCGUAAUCUAAGGCUGAAGGGGAUUUUUGUUGUGGAAGGCUAGAUCAUUUAGAAUUGAGAUUGGGAAACUGCUUUUGUCCAAUUUAGAGGGUUAGUAGACUCAUGAUUCUUUUAUUUGAAAUGUUUGCUCUGCGGAAUUGUCAAGUAGUCUCUAUCGACUGGGACCAAUGCAGUCUAUUUUGCAUAGGUCUGUUCAUUUUGUUCUACUGUGUUUCCGUGGGCUUGAGAAAGCAGUGUUUAGUUGAUUUGAUUGCCGUAUAUUUGUUUAAUACUAAAUUUUAAAUUUUUGUGUGCAUAUAUGCACAUGCGGAUAGGCUGCUAGCCUGCUCUAUAUCUUUUUGUAGUUCAUUGUAUAUCAAGCUAAUCGCUUUCAUAAGCAUUCAUGAGGGCACUGAAGAGUGAGGUUAUUUGGCCAUUGUUUUUGAGAUCUUUUGAUUGUUGCUGCAAAGCUGUGUAAAGAACACAGAGUUGUGUGCUUGGAAGUAGAUUGAAUUUCACUCGUUCGUAUUAAGAUGAUAUCACCAUCAUUAUUAUAUGAGAUAUACCAUUGAACUAUCUCCUUGGAUCAAAGAAUACGAUGUAGUGAUAGUUUUUUAUUUUGUCGAAAUUUGUGAGAAAGAAGUUAUGGUAAGAGGGUUAUUAUCUUCCGUUUUCAUACAUUUGCCUAUGAAGCGUCUUAAGUAUUGUUAGGCAACCAACCAUACCUCUUCAACAGAUU
Molecule: messenger RNA, 2027 nt
Organism: Striga asiatica
Lineage: Eukaryota; Viridiplantae; Streptophyta; Magnoliopsida; Lamiales; Orobanchaceae
Source: the annotation of a GenBank genome assembly